This is a messenger RNA of Pocillopora meandrina, 9338 nucleotides long. NCBI's taxonomy places the organism in Eukaryota, Metazoa, Cnidaria, Anthozoa, Scleractinia, Pocilloporidae. The record is from the annotation of a GenBank genome assembly.
GUUACAUGCGUCUUUUAGACUCCCGUAGCGGCAUAAAACGUGGCGUCUAGCAUAGUUUACCGGAUGAAUUUGUGACAAUUUGGUAUUUUUGGUAGCCUUAAGAUACUCGGGUUGAUUAUCAAGCUUUUCACUUACAUGGUAGUUGGGCUCAUUAACUACAACAAGACGAGUCUACUCAGCGAGAGCAACCAUGAAACAAGCAAUGUCGUAACGGUUGGAAAAAAUUCGUGUGUGGCUCGAAGGUGGAUAUACAGCCUCGCUCCUUCAGCAAAAUUUCAUUGAUCGCCUAAGACUGUCACAUUAACACACCCAGACUUGUAGUUCAUCCACAGAUAUCGAAAGGAGGUGAUAUUUACUAGUUAUCCCAAGGAAAUUUAAUUUAACGAAUGACUACCUCAGAGCCAAUACGGUUGAAAAUCGACAUGAACGAAAAAUCUAAAGGAGAUGCGGGUUUCCAGUGGCCGGAGGAACAGCGAAAGUACUGGAUUGUGGCCAUGUUUUGUGGUACACUAUUACUGUACGCUGCCAGAUCAGCUGUACCUUUGUGUAUGGCAGCCAUGAGCUCUGAAUUAAAGUGGGACAAAGAGAUCGAUGUAAGUCCUGCCGUGUCCAUGAGUAGAACUGUGUGUAUUGAAGUGGCUGUUAUUUAAUUUAAGCAAAUUAUUAGUUUCUCGUUUAAUUUGUUUACCGAAAAACAGUAGGGAGAAAUCUCAACAGUUGAUGGCCCGAAACGGCUUGAAUCUUACAGAAAAGAAGAUGGAAAAAGUCGCAUCCGACUGAAAGUCAACCUCAACUUUUAUUUUGUUAUUGAUGUCUUGUAUAUUCCUUACAUCUAUUUAAACGCAAGUUUUUGUUUGCCCAGCCUUACUCGAACUAUUCUCUGUGUAAAUUUUCUGUGUAACACAUUAAUCAUUGCCUUUGAUUUACCCUUGGCAAGAGCAAAUUUUUGACAACCUUAAGUGCCUGGUUACCUUAGGGCUUAUUUUGUUUGUGUUUGAUGUAAAUCUUUCAACAAGUAGCCUUAAGUAGGUGUGACCCCCUGUUCACAAAAAAUGCUUCAAGCAGAAAGCCAGCAAAUAGUGUACCAUCAAGUCUAUGUAGUUUUCUGAGAUUCAAAAAAAAAAGACCACAAAGAUUAGAAAACAUGUUAACAUUAUACUCUUGCCUAACAAUUCUCACAAGAUUUUUUGUUUAUCUAUAGAGCAAGAUGGGUUUGUGAUCAACUUACUAACCCAUUAGUAGGGUUUAGCUUGAGAAAUAUCAGUGUGAUGAACCAGGAGUAAAAUUUGAAAAUUGCAAAAGUUGUGUCAAUUUUUCCCUUGUGAAAAAAUUGGAAACAUUUGAAUUUGUACUAGUGUGACUGGGUUCUUAGGAAGUCAGCAAUAUUUUUCUCAAUAAAUCUCUGCUCCUUACAGUUUUGAAGUUUUUGGUAUGACUAUGGAGUAUUUCAAGUUUGAAGAGCUUUGAUAAGAUUUAGCAUGACCAAAAUAAUCACUGCUAUUUACAAACAACCAACAUUUUUGCUAAGUAAUCAAAUUUUUGUCAGUGAGUAUGGGCCCUUAGUUCUGUUCUGAUGUCAUGUAGAAAUGAGGAGCUGUGCAUACAGGAAGGUUUAGACAGAAACUUCAACUUUCUGUGCAACCAAUCUUUUUCUUUAUGCCUGAAACAUUCAGUUAUUUUAUUUCUUUUCCAGGGAGCAGUUAUGUCUGCCUUCUUUUGGGGAUACAUGCCUGCACAGAUCAUUGGCGGAUAUUUAAGUGACAAAUAUGGUGGAGAAGUAAUAUUAGGAGUUGCUGCAAUUGUCUGGUCUUUAUUAACAUUGGCUGUUCCUUUUAUAACAGUGUCGCCAAUACUUUUCUUCUCUCCUACCGUGAUUAUAUUUGCUGCUAGAAUGUGCACUGGUUUAUCCCAAGGUUUGUGAUGAAAUUGUAUUGAAUCUUGAAUCUUGAUAAUAAUAUAAUAAGUAGAGAGUAGUAUAUGGGUGGGUGGUAUAUAGAUAGGGAAUUUUUCUUCAAGCAUUCAACACAAUAUCGCAUGAAUGAGCAUAGCAAACACAAAAUAGAAAUUCCACAUCUACAAGCGGCCAUGUAUUAUUUGUUUAUUAUGUAAACACCCAACUGUAGGUCCUUACUGACAAGAAAAGUUGACUUAAUUAAUUAGUGAAGAAUCCAUAGGGAAACAGAAUUUUUUCUUUGUCCUAUGCUCAUGACAAGACAAAAAAACAUCUUUCUCUAUCUCUUUACCGAGCACAAAACUCACCAUCUCUCUUAUUUCUAUCUACAAACAUUAUGCUAUCAACAUUGCUGAUCCUAGCAGUAUGCAGGAUGCAUGUCAUAUGAACUUCAUAAAAGACCACACUCUCUGUGGCUCGGUGGUAGAGCAUCAGAGCACGGAAUCUGAAGAUAUUUCCAAGAUUUUGUUGAUGGUUUGCCAUAAAAUUUCUUUUGAAUUUGUGAAUCAACAAAUAUAAAACCUUUGACACAGCAACAGGGAUCAGUUUUGUCAAAUAUCCUUUUGUCAGCAGGAAACCAACAAGAGUCCAACAUAACACUCUCCUGUAAGCAGACAUACACCCUAUUUUUCUGUGGUAUAUGAACAUAGGAAUAAUUCUUAUAGGUGGACAGUUCCACUAACAGGUCCUUUUUCCAAUCCCCAAGGGUUUCCACCUACAAGAGAGUUGACUGUGUUUACAUGAAAAUGACACAGAUUGAUAGUUGCUGAUUCUUACCAUUCUUAAAUAUCUUUCUUUCAAUUUUAGGUUUACAUUAUCCCUCACUAACAAACAUAAUUGCUAAGAGAAUUCCAGUAAAGGACAGAACAUUUUUAACAAGUACAAUAUUUGCUGGUGGACCUGUAGGGUAAGUUAAGAAAUAUGCUAUACAUACUCAACAAAAAAAAUUAAUUUUAAGAUAAGAAUGUAGACAAAUUCAUUUGACUUAUAUAUCUCCUUCUCUUGAGGUACAGAAAUAAGAUUAUUUGACAAGGAAAUACUAAAGAAAAUACAGAUCAAAUUAGGCUGAAGUUGUUUUAAUUUUAAAUCAUUUUAAACUGUAGUUAAUCUUGAAAAUAUUAUCACCCCCUAAUAUAUAACAUCAGUAUACAUAUUCUCCAUACUGUUCUCUAAACAUUUUCUAUGGUGCUGACAAGGAGAAUUUGUUUAACAAUCAAGACUUCCUCUUGUUGGUGAUCAUUACCUUUGUUCUCAUGACCAGAAUGUUUGAUUCAGGUGUGAUAUUGUGAGGAGAAAUUUAAUGCUGGUCACUUGAAAGGGUUGAAGGAGAAGCAUAAUUUUAUUUCCUCCAGUAAAAUAUGAUAUGAAAGCAUGACUUUGAUCAGGUUUCAAGAUGCUAAACAGUAUUUAAGAUGUUUGGAAAUCACCUUCAAUACUGCCACUUUUAAGACUGUUUAUCAACCUGCUUACCUGAGUUAUUACAAAAAUCUUACCACUUAACAAUUGGUUCAUAUGUCAGCAUAUGUUCAUCGAGAUAUGAAGCACGCAGGAAGUUUGGAGAGAACAAAAAUGCAUAAGAGUUGCUUGAGGCUACUUCUUGAGUGCUCUACAAACUUCCCAAGUGCUUCAUAUCUCCAUGAAUGCACAGCUGACGUAUGAACCAAUUGUUUUAUAACAUUUAUAUUUAUAUUUUCCAACUUGGACUCACUCAGAGUUGCAAAAUGGGAUGACACCAGCCAUGCUUGUUGUUUGUUUUCUUUUUCUUUUCAUUUUUUUUGGGGGGGUUAAAAACUCCAUUCCCAGAGAAAAAGUAGGCAGUUCUUCCUCAUCAACUGGCUCACAACUUUCCAUGUUUAGCUUAAAUUGCUGCCAAAGUCUUAACCAGUUUUUUUGUAGUAAAAUCCCAAAGUAAAAAAUUGCGUAGAAAAUUUUUUUUCUUGAGGGAUUUGUUUGCUGAUGUCAUGAGCGUGCACAAUAGGGAUAUGAAGCAUGCUCAUGCAAUUGAAUUUAAUUUGACAAAUUUACUAGCUAUGUUAUAAUUAUUUUUGACUCCUCUUUGCAAUCUGUUCCAACAACUACCGGUACUGGUAGCCUUGCAAAGCCUAGGACAGGGUACUUUCUAUGUUAUAAAAAGGGCAUGGUAGAUCUAAGAAUUCCCUCUGCCUUAGUUCAAAUGACAAAUGAGCAUUUUUGUUGCAAAUGGAAGAGAAUUACUACUGAGUAAGGUGAUAGAUGUACAACUGGUGUUUUCCUUCCCUUUAAGUUUCAACCCAAAACUAUAUUGUGAAAUGGAAAGGGAUAAUGAUGUUUCAUGUUCUUUUUUUCCAUAGCACAUUGUUCAUGGGCAGUGUUGGUUCAUUAUUCCUCUCUUACAUGGGUUGGCAUAGCGUGUUUAUUUUUCAUGGUCUAAUGGCAUUGUUAUGGGCCUGUCUUUGGAGAUAUUAUUUAGUUUUACCAGAAUUUGAACUUGGAAACAUCAAAAUGGUUGAACCAAGCAGUUCUGAACGGGCACACCUACUCAAUGUUCCAUGGGAGACAUUUGGAAGACAUCCAGCUGUCUGGUUUGUAUGCUGUCACUAUCAUCAGUGUCAUCAUUCUCAUUAUCGUUGUCAUCAUCAUGAUUAUAUGAUUGUGUGGUUUAUUUGUCCAUGUGUGUGUAGCUUGAGAAGGACUGUUAUCAGUUGUGGUGCCAAAUGUUUCAACAACCGUAGUGAAAGUCAUCAUCAGAUUGUUGAUCAGACAACAUGAUCCAAUGUUACUCUCAGGCUCAAUUUUCUUUAUCUUUCAUUAUUAUUGGAAUGUUGGUGUUUUUGUUGUUGUUAUUGUUGUGAUUUCAUUGUUAACCUUUUUUUAUUGUCAGUAUUAACAUUUCUUUCUAGUUUUAAUUGUUUACAUGUCUUUCUUUCUACUUAUUCCUUUUUUUUAUGUACUAACAUGAACUCAUAAAUUACUUGCAGACCUAACAAAUAUGAGGUUGCAAAUUCUCUCUUACCUGUUACCCUUUUACCAAUUUUUCUUUUCAGGGCUCUGGUUGUUUCACAUUUCUGUCAAGGCUGUGCAUUCUGGAAUGUGUUUGCAUGGCUUCCCAUGUUUUUUGAGGAGCGUUUUCCUGGAAAUGAGGUAUCUUCACUUAAUUUUACCUCUCCAUCCCCCUUAAAAAAAAGCAGUUGAGGAAAAACUUGGUUAUUUGUGAGUUUUUAACCUUGUGAGUCACACCAUAUCUUGUCUGUGACAACUGUCCUGUACUGCAUGUACAGUGGGUACCUUAGAUGAAAAAUAAUGAAUUUGAAAGCAAUCUUAGCAUUAAUGAACACUACUUAAGUGGAAGAGAAAAUAAGACCUGAAAAAAUUCAGGUCUGUACAGGAUUUGACCCCAUGACCUCUGCGAUACUGGUGCAGUGCUCUGCCAACUGAGGUAACAAGCCAACUGAGAGUUGGUCAUACUGUUGGUUCAUAAUAAACCCACGAAGUGAAGAUAUAAGAAAUAAUGUAUGUCAAACAAUAAAUUUUUUAAACUGCUGCCUCCCAAAUAUUAGUCAGUCACCAUAAGGGACUUUAAAUGAAACAUGACAGUGACUGCAGCAAGGAUGUAAAAAAAUAAUAGAUGUAAUGGCCAGAACAAUAGCUCAGCAGAUGCUUUUUAAACUUUUGUACAUUUAUCAGCUGUCCUCUACAAAACAACAACACAAAAUCACCAAAAUUUUCAUGGCCUGAGAACAGAAACCCUGAUGGCAAAUUAUUCAAGUUCCUAUUUAGAAUUCAACAUUAAUCACAUGUGGUGUAAUGAUGUGCUAAAUUUGAGGUGUGGCACUGCCAGAGGUGAUAAAGAGAUCCAGUCAUUUUCAAAAAUUCUUACUAAAAUUAAAAAUUUAAUUUGAAUUGCUGUUUUCCUUGAUGUUGCCCUCCUGACUGCUUAAGGUCCCUUCUGCCAACUGAGACAGAUGGUGGAAUUGGGUGCCGUAGGUCCCUUGAAGGAAAUUGAUGUACAAACAAUAACUAUAAAUCUGUUGCUGAUCCCUCCUGUAGAAAUGGAUAUUUAAUGUCCUUCCAUGGUUGCUAUACUUCCCAGUGGCUCUGUUUGUUGGACAUGUAGCAGAUAGCAUGAUUAGAAAAGGUUAGUUAUUAAAUCACUCAUUGAACUAUUAUGAAAUCCUUUGGUUAAUGCCAUAUAGUACUUAGCAGAAGCAUUUUAUGUGUUGUUCUGUUUAAUGAAAGUUUCCACACAGUUCUUAAGUUUCCAAAUGCCUCAUCCUCUCUGUUUAUCUCAAGGUGAUGUGUUUGAAUCAGGGACUAUGGGAAAGGGCAUUCAUUUUUUUGUUGUUGUUUUUGUUAGAAACAGAACAACAGCUGUUUAUGAACUAUUUAUGGUGGUUUUGUGUGCGUAGCCAUGUAAUUUACCUGUGUCAUAAAUUGUGGUAUCCACAGCUGGAUUACUAGCAUCAAAGAUAAUUUUUAAUUAUAGUUUUGUUGAGAAGCUUAAAACAUAAGUACUAAUAAAUUUUAAUAUAUAAUUUCAAUGGUAAAGACAAAAAUUGUGUUAUCUGCAGAAUACUUCCUGUUGAACCUUUCACUCCCAUGAUUGAUCCUUGAACAAAUUCAGAACUUUCCAGUUCAUUCCUUUUAUGGCUCAAAAUUGUAAUUGGAUGCAUAGAUUGUUGAUAAAUGUUCCUUAACCAGCCUUCAAAAUUUCAUGUGAAUUUGGCAUCUACUUCCCUAACAAAGUUUCACCAGUCAACAACCUACUAAGGUAAAGCUUUCGAAAUCAAUGUUAACCAACUGGAGAGCAGGGGUUUGCAAUCUCAGAUCUUUUCUUGGAUGGGAGUUAGUUUAGAUACACACCCUAUGUGAUAUAGGCUUUCCCCUUAAAGUUUGCAUUUGAAAGGCAGCAUGGAGUUGAUUACUGUAAGUGAUUUGUUUCUUGUGCAAGAUCUACUCCAUCCUUCUUCCUUUGUUUCAUAAGGGGAUAAAGGAGAAUUUGGUUGGAGAGUGGUGCCUUCUAUCUCACGUCAAUUAGAAUUUUUUCCCCUGAACCCUCUUCACCUACUCUUUAAUUAGCAGAUGAUGGCUGAAAUAUUCCAUCGUGUGAAAGAUGAUCAGUUAGCGUACUGUGUAGCAAGGUUUUAGCAGUCUUUUUCAAAGAACACGGCAGAAGCAUUGCAAUUAAUUCGAUCCUCUAUCUUCUUACUAUUCCUGCUUUGUCAAUUCUGCAGGAUCAUCAGUUACUUUUGUCAGGAAAUUCUUUCAGGUAAUUUUCUAUUUUUAAUGUUUUCUGUUUUUUAAUGUUCUUAAUAAAAGCUAUUCACUGAAAAGUACAAGAGUGAAGAAAACUAUAUGUUAUUUAUUUUCAUUAUUGCAAUCUUGGUUCUGUAAUAUGAUAUACUGGUCAUUUGCACAGAUUCCAUCUGUGCUUCCAUUACACUAACUUCUAUAAUUUUUGUCAUCAUUAUUAUCGUUAUGUUAAAAGAAAUUCAAAUCAAAUGGUCAAAAGUUGUUCAAAAGCUGUCCACAGACUGAGUGUCUAACUGGCCUUAUGUGCGUGGCACCAGAUAGAGCAUUGGAUCAUUAUUAUUAAAGUGAUUCUUCAUAUAUAUAUAUUAUUGUGAGGUUUGUUAUUUCUCCUUUUACUUAUUUAUUUAUUUUUGCUGAAGUGCAAUUUUAAUGCUUUUUUUUACAGACUCUUUCAAUGUGUGGUGGGGCACUUUUCAUGAUUCUUAUUACCAAGUCAUCCAACUUUAGUCAGGCUGUUUUUUGCAUGAUGAUGGCCAUGAGUAUGAAUGCAUUAGGUAAUGCAGGCACUCCUGUCGCACCCCAAGAUAUGUCUCCCAAGUUUGCUGGGACACUCUUUGGUAAGUAGCUUUGUUUGCUGGGUGUCAGAGAUGGGAGAAUUUUUUUAGUUAAAUUUAAGUUGCCUAUUUUUUAUUCAGCAGUGGAAGGAUCCUGCCUUGUACUCUCUGCUUUAUGGGUUACACCAAUAACAAUCACGAGCAUGUAUCUUUGUAUCCCAUUUUCAAGAGGAAUAGGUUAUUGAUCGAUUUCAGUUUUAACCCUUUAACUCCCAAGAUCUGAUUGUUAAUUUUCCUUCUAGCUGCAACACAUUUCCCUGUAACUUAGUUAUGAGAAUUUGGUGUUAGAUCAAGACAACAACCUGUAUCUGAUAAGUUUGAGAAUUCUCAUCAUCUCUGUGCUGGAUAUGGAAUGGAUAUUAUAGGGAGAAGUUACAUGUUAAUCACUCUUGGGGGUUAAAAGGUUAAAGGGUUCAAAACUUUUGAAACCAAACACUAAAGGCAAGACAGUACUGGAAAUAACAGCCGGUCACUGAAAAUUGUUGGAAGGAAUUUUGGCAAAUGUAGGGCUAUUUUUAUGUAAUAAUGUAAUGCCAAUGAUAAUUGGUGAAAGAAAAUGUUUAUUUGAACAACUUUGUUUCUUUGACCGAAGUCUAAUUUGUAUUCUCAAAGUAUGCUUGAUAAACAAAUUGAAUUUAGAUUUUUAAAAUUCCAAUUGAAUGAAGUGAUGCUAAAUUUAGUGAAGUUAAACUUAUAAAUUUUGUGAGGGAAACGAAAAGGAAAAGGACACAAGUCCUCUUAGGGGAGAAAUAUGACUGGUUUCCUGCAGUGGGGUCAGAGGAAUUGUUGUUAGUUCCAAAGCUCUACACCCAAGAGAAAUGUGAUCAUGAAUUCUUUAAAUCUUUUUGUUCACUUUUUUGCUUUUUCUUUUUUAUCUCUAGGAAUAAUGAACUCAGCAGGUGCAUUUUCAGGUGGGUUGCGUGGACAGAAAUUUGCUAAAUUACCUCUGUUGAUUUGACCCCAAACAAAAAACACCAAUGACACAAGAAUGUUAUGGGACUGAAUCCUGCUAGAACCUGACCAGGCACUAUCUUCAGGUCCAAAGGGUGUAUGUGUUUGCUGUGAACUUCCUCUUUCCAAGACCUUUCUUUUUCAUGAUCUUUGCCUCAGUUGUUUUUCACACUAGAUCAUCGUCAUCAUGUUGCAUUAUAUUACACAUUCAAACCCUUAACUUUCUGAUUUUAAUAUUUACAUUGCUAUAAUUCAGCCUUGCAUGUAAGGCUGAAAUCGUUUGUGACUUGGUCUUUACCUUAAUGUCUCAAGCUUUUUGGGUGGAGUAUUGUGUUCCAUUCGGACCUUAAACAAAACAAGCACAAGACAUUAUAAUUGGGUAAUUCGAUGUGCUUCUGUCUCUGCCUUCAAUUAUCCUAUUCUUCUCUGUUAAGUUUUGUUUAUUUUUUACAGGAAUUGUUGGCCCCCUUCUCACAGGUUACCUUUUAGAAGUUGGUCACAGAUGGGACUAUAUAUUUAAAUUGAACGCUUUAGUACUCAUCUUGGGUGCUUCGGUGUUUCUGUUAAGAGGAACUGCAAAGAAAAUAGUGUAG